AUGUGUGAUGCAUUGAGCGAUCUAACAGACUUUGAUGUUAGCACAGCACCCGUGAUUCUUAUUUCUAAUCUUCUUUACCUUCUCUUCCCUCUAGCGAACGUGGCCACAUUUCUGACGCUCCAGCUGAGAGGCUGCGGUCUGUCUCAGAGUACUAGAAUUUACCUCAUGUCCAUGUCCAUGGCUGAUCUGCUGGUCCUUAUAUUCUACGUUCUGGUCUACCGCAUCAUCCUCCCCCGUUUCCAGCACGUCUUUUACCUGUACACCUUCGUGUGCCGUCUGAUCUCGAUAAUGAUCGCGGCUGUGAUUGACUGCUCCGUGUGGCUAACAGUGUCCUUCACCUUCGACCGAUUUGUCAUCAUCUGCUUCCAGCGAUUCAGAAGGACAUACUGCUCUCCGAAGUGCGCAGCGUUGAUAAUUACGAUAGUUUACCUGCUGACCUACUCCAGGAACCUUCCCUAUUAUUUUGCAAUUCUACCCCACCAUGAGCAAAACAACAUGCAGUUUGGCUGUAAGACAAAUCCCAACAUUUACACAUCUCCGGCUUGGAGAGCCUUCUAUUGGCUCCACACUAUUUUAACUCCCUUGGUUCCCUACGUCUGCGUGGCUCUGCUCAACCUCCUGACAAUUAGACACGUACUGGUGGCUAGUCAGAUCAGGCGGGGAUUUCGGGGAAGUGGAGGAGAAGUGGAAGACCCUGAGAUGCAAAGUCGGAGGAGAGCAUUGAUGUUACUUUUUGUUGCCUCAGCAAGUUUCAUCUCCCUUUGGAUGGCCACAGUUGGUCUCUUUCUGUUUUCGCGAAUCACGAACACCUACUUUUACCGGGACUUUAAUGACACAUUUGCGAUUGUCAAUGAAUGCUCGCGCAUGCUCAGGGUUCUGAACUGCAGUUCAAGCACCUGCAUGUACGCUCUUACACAGGCAAGGUACAGGGAGGAGCUGAGGAAAGCGAUGAAAUAUUGUGCUAAUACACUUAGUAGGCUUGUGGCGGCGGUAAAUAGACAGGAGUCAAUGUGA
Messenger RNA from Rhincodon typus (whale shark), 1014 nucleotides. RefSeq names its product probable G-protein coupled receptor 139. NCBI's taxonomy places the organism in Eukaryota, Metazoa, Chordata, Chondrichthyes, Orectolobiformes, Rhincodontidae. The record is from RefSeq and is a predicted model, not a curated record. Gene Ontology annotation, biological process: G protein-coupled receptor signaling pathway. Gene Ontology annotation, molecular function: G protein-coupled receptor activity. The transcript has a single exon. The coding region runs from base 1 to 1014 and encodes 337 amino acids. Gene Ontology annotation, cellular component: membrane.